CCACUAUAGCAUAUAGCUGCCAUACAAACUGACCAAUCAAAAUCAAGUUGUGAAGGUUAUGAUAGCGUCGGUGCAUCUGAAGUUAAGGUUUUUUCUUGUUUUCCGUUACUUUUAUAAUUCUUCUUCUAAAUAUUUUGUCGCAUGAACUAUGCACACACAUAUGUCCAUAUAUAAUCUUGAGAUCAAUUUCAAUAUUAAAAGAAAAUUCAAAACAAUUUUUAACGGUUUUCUAACUUUUUCGGAUUAUUUUCAUUUACCGCCAUUUCGACAACUCUGCUUCAAAGAACUCUGAAACUUGUUAGUAUUCCCACUCAAAUCACUUUUUCUUCACAAACUUUCACACACUCACAGUGCGCCUACACUCUCUCAACGCUCUCUCUCUCACUGCUAAUGCACACAAUCACAACUGCAAAUGCAAAUGAUAGGAAGAUUCCAGUGUCCACAAUGCAACUGAGCGCGCUGGAAAUGCAAUUAACUGAGAGUACGCAACGCGUAGUAAAGCAUAGAACAUGAUAAAGAGCGAGAAUGUGUGAGUGCGGACAAAUGGCGAGCGGCUCCGGCAGUGGCGGCCAUCGGAAAUUCUGGUAUAACGCAGUUAGCAGUAGUUGAACGCGUUGAGUGCUUGCGACAUUUAGACGUGGUGCGGUCGUAUCGAGAAAUUGUGCGCGGAACAAACGCACCGAAUAAUAAUAAUAAAAUAGCUAUAACAAGACUACAGAGCAGAAAAGUAAAAUUUUUAGGCGUUGAAAAUAAGUUUGAAAGCAAAUAAAUCUCUGGGAUUUAAUUCCUCUUUUAUCACUACGUUUUUUGUAUACUACGCAUUUUGGUAUAAUAGAAUUUAAUUUUCAAACGUUAUCAACGUAUCAAGCAAAAUUAAAAACCAAACCAACAAUAACCAUGUGUAAUAUCUACAAAAACGCAUCACCAACUUCAACUAGUUGGAUAGCAACGUCAUCGGCAACGUUGGGUUCGGAGAUGACGGCAGGCAAACGGCGCGCGACUGGUGGCAUUUUAACCAGUCUCACGCCAACACAUGUGACCACCAGCGGUAGCAGAAAAUUUUUACUUGCAGUCGCGCUGUUUGUCCUGUUGGCCAGCGUUAAUGGUGCUACUGAUCAGAAGACUGUUAAACCAUCACCAAUAUUGCCGUUGUCAUCAUCAGCGAGUCUCUCAGCAACGCCUAAGGACGAAAUUUACAUUGACGAUGAGAGUAUUGAGGGAUCUGGCGGUCGUGGCGGGCUGCACGAUGAUUUAGACAAGGAUCCCGAUUAUUCCGGUUCCGGUUUUGGUCCAGAUGACGAAGACUCAUCCACCGAUUUACAGCCAUCGCAUCGCGGAAACAAUAUACACACACAAUCGGGUAAACAUAAUACAGUUUUGACCACCGACGACAACGACGAUCUCAUUUCGAGUAGAACUCAUCAUCAAACGAAUAGUGGCACAAUUAUUGGCAGUAAUAGCGGCAGCAAUUCAGGCAUCAUCGGUGGCAAUAGUGGUAGCAACACUGGCCUCAAUACAAUUGGUGGCUCUGUGCACACAGACGACGAAGACUUCGAUCUCGGUGAAGGUGAUGACGACGGCGCUGGCAGUGGUGAUGGUGAUGACGAUGACGAUGAUCACACGGGCGAUGUGGAUGACGGUGAUGAGCAUGAGGGUCUCAUCGAACGUCCACAUCAACCGAAAUACGAUUUCGGUGUGGGCAAAGAGCCAACCACCACGAUAGAGAAUGGGACCAGCACAAGCAGUACCACUGCAUCGUCCACCACUACCAGCACUGGCAGCGUCAGCAGCAGCGAUAGCAAUGAUCGCAAGAAGAUCUUGAGCUCGCAUGGCCACGACGACGAGCAUGAUGUAGACGCUGAUGAAGAGGAUGAAUUCGAUGACACCUACGAUGAGGACAACAAGGACGAUGACGAGGAUGAUGAGGAUGAUCGCCUGCAUGAAGAGGAUGACAAUACUGAAGUGUAUAUUGAUGGCACGGAGCCGAAUGCCAAGAGCGGCAGUGACGACCAGGACAAUGAACGAGGUACCACCAAUCAAGGCAAUACCAUACACGAAUUGGACACAAACAACGUAAAUAGCCAACCGACAGACACUAAAGUGAUCGAACACACAACCGGCAACGAAGUACUCAUCAUGAAUACCAGCGACGACGAUCGAACGGCGAGCUUCUUCGCACAACCCGGCAUUUUAGCAGCUGUCAUCGGUGGCGCUGUUGUCGGCCUGCUCUGCGCCAUUCUCGUCGUUAUGUUCAUCGUUUACCGCAUGCGGAAAAAGGACGAGGGCUCCUAUGCGCUCGAUGAACCCAAACGCUCACCGGCUGUCAAUUCCUAUGCGAAAAACGCGAAUAAUCGAGAAUUCUAUGCCUGAGAUAAUUCCCAACGUUACUAGAGAGUAGACGCUGUAGCGCAGGUAGUACGAGUUGACGGUGUAAAGUUGGCGGCGAGCGCAGCAGCAGGAAGUAGAGAGAGUAUGGACGAUGGGUGCGAAGGUGGAGCAGUGAAUGGGAAAAAUAUAAUAAAAUAAAAUUUAAUAAAAUGUAAGCGAAUAAGUAAAUAGUGAAUAGUGAAACAAAUUACAAAGAAACAAGAAAAGAGAAGAGAGAAGAAAGAAAGCAGCAGAACCACAAAACAGUUUGAACGUGUGAAACGCAAGCAUAACGAAAAUUAUAACAAGCAAUUAUUAGUUUUUUCUGAAAAUUUUUCGGAAUUUCUUUUUUAAAUUGCUACACACAAAAAAGUUUGGAAUUAAAAUUCAGUUACACACAUCUACACAUACAUAUAUUUAUACAUACACACGCGCACUGGACGUGCCUACAGAUAUGAAGUUGUUUGUUUUUGGUGUAAAAAAGCGAAAAUAUUUUGGGAGAAGAAGCAGCAGAACUUACAAAAAGAAUAAUAACGGUUAUUUCGCGCGUAAAACAGCAUAACUCGAUUAAGUGUAAAGUUUUUUCUGGCUAAACUUGCAAGCAAAUAGUUUAGUUGCAAGUUUUUGUGUACGAAAAAAAAGUGAAACAAAAACAACAAAGCGCAAGCGAAAAUGCGGAGAAAAACAGAAAAGAAACUGAAUUUUUUAUUUGUAACAAUUAAGUUAUUUUAGUUUGAAUAACGCAAACAAUAACAAAAACACUGGAGCAUACAGCAUAGAUAUGUAUGGAAAGCAAAAAAUGCAACAACAAUUGUGAGACGCUGGCAAGCGCGCGCCAGAAAAUAUCAGAUUAUUUUAAAUGGAAUUCUCAUUUCGAACGUUUAAAGGAAAUUAUGAAAUUAUAUAAAUUAAUAUAUAAAAUAAAUUGCAUAUAGACGUAGAAAACAUAUAUAAAAAAAAAAAAAAAUAAAAAAACAUUAAAAUAAUAUUAAAUGGAUAAAAGAAAUACUUUAUAAGGGCGGGACACUUUUCAUAAAUGUAGCAAAAUUUACUAAAAAAAGUGAAAUUUAACAAAUCCACACACACACAUCCACAAACAAAGAAACAAAAAUGCAAGUAACAACAAACACACACUCACACAACUAUUUAAUAAUUAAGUAAAUAUAUAUGUGAAUGUGUGUGUACGAGUGAGCACUCGAAAUAUUAAAGAAAAAUUAAGAAAAAACACAUAAAAAUACAAAUAAGCAUAAAUAUGUAUGUAAACUUUUAGUACCGAAAACAUUUAAAAAACAACAAAUAAAUAUAUAAAAUUGAUAGUAAGAUAAAAAAUUAAAAUAAAUAAAAUUAAUGUAGAAAAAAUAUUAUAAGUUUGUGAACUGCAAAUAUUAUGAUGUUUGUAAAAUAAAAAAAAAUAAAAAUAUGGCUAGAGUUAUUGUUUGUAAGUAAAAGUUAUAAAUAUAUUAACAGCAAAUAACUAAUGAGUUAAAAAAAUAUUAAAAAUCGAAAAUAAAAAAAAAACUGAUAAUAGUAGCACGAAAACAGUAAGGAAGCAUAAUAAGUUGACUAAAAUGAGGAACUUAAAAGUUUAAAAAAUAAUAACAACAAGUUUGAAAUAAAAUAAGAUAAUUGUAAUAAAAAUAUAUAAAUAAAUAAUAUAAUAUAAUAUAUAUAAAUAAAAUUUUUGAAAACAAAAAUACAAAUAAAAACAAUAAUGAAUGAAAAAGAGAUAAAAUUGUAAUAAAAUAUAAAACAUUCUUAUUAUUAUUAUUUUUUCUUUAAUUAAUAUCAAUAAAUUUUUUGAAAUGACAAAAAAAAUUUUUUUUUAAAUAAUAAUAAAUUAACAUUGAAUAAUAAAUUAAAAUAAUUAUAAUUUUUUGAAAGGAAUAUAAUGAUUAAAAAAAAGAUAAUACUAUAAAUAAUGUUUUUACAAUGACGAAAAAAUAGAUUUGAAAAAAGUAGUGAAUUAAAAUGAAAAGAUAAAAUAUUAAUCACACUUAUGAAACUACAAAAUAAUUAAAAUUUAUAAAAUAAUAUUAAAUAUAAAUAUAACAAAUAUAUAAAUAAUCAUAAAAAAAUAUUAUCAUAUAACUGAUUACUUACAUUUAAAAUAUAAAAAAAAUUAAAUUUAAAAAUAAUUUUAAAAAAAUUAAAAAAAUAUUUGAAAAUAAAAAUUAAUUAUUAUUAUUUACAAUAAAUAAAUUUUUAUAAAAAUAAAUUAUUUUUAUUUAACAAAUAUAAUUUUUGUAUUAAUGAAAAGGUUCAAACAUAAGCCUCAAUAAUUUUAAAUAUUAAAUAACUAUAAUUAUAAAAAUCACACAAAAUAACUUAAAUAAAAAAUAUAUAAAACUCUACAAAAUAAAUUUAAAUUUAAAAAAAUUAAUAAAAUUUAGUUGAAGAUUUAAUAGUAAACAAUUACAACAAAAACCCGUAAUAAUAAUACAACUGACAACUACUAUUAUAAACUGGAAUUAAUACCGAAAAAUAAUAAUAAAAUAGAACAUAACCUAUAAUUAACUGCAUAUAUAAGCAAAAUAAUUAUGAGGAACUAAAAACUUAUGAACGAAUAUUUUCUCUAUUACUAUUUACUCUUAAAUUUAUGAUUAUGAAAUACGCUACAUAUUAACAAAAAUUACGAUUAACUAAAUAUUUCGCUAUUUAAGAAUUUUUCUAUUAACUUUUAUACAAUAUUACGAUUAUCAUGCAUACUUAAAACAUAAUCUGUUGUUAGCAAAAGAACUAUGAUUUCUGCAGAAAUAUGCAAUAAUAAAAAUAGUUUGAAUUAAAUGCAGUGUUAAUAAAUCAAAAGAAGAGCAGAGUUAAGGAAAUGCUUUCGAAACAGAAAAUAAAAGAAUUGAAGAUAAAUUCAUGCAGUUGAGCGAGAUAAAAAAGAGAUAUAGUUGCCAUGUGAAAAAAAAUUUAAAUAAUAAUUUUUAGUACACGCAAGCUAUUUCGCUCUUGCAUCUUUAGGGUAAUAUUUCAUAAAAAAAGAAAAUAAUUGUAAAAUUAAUUUUUUUUUUAUUAAAACAAAUUUACUUGUUACUGAUUCAAUGCAUUGUGCUUCAUAAAAUAUAUUAUAUAGUCAAAUAUAUGCCGCAUAUUUUCAUUAUUUAUAAUUUUUUGUUAAAAAAUACUAAAAUUAAUUUUUUAUAAUUAACAGCUUAAAUGAAUCAACAUUUUUUUUAACACCCCUCUGCCUUUUUUAUAUUAAAACACGCAAUAAAUGUGCAAAAUAUUAAAAUCAACAGAAAUACUGCGAUAAAAGCUUAAUUAGUUAAACAUUUUCUUCAACUUUUUGCAAUUAAAAUCAAGUGCCCGUUCAAUAAAAUUUGUAUGCCUUCUUUUUUAAUUUUUUUUCAAGUACCUACAUGCAUUUAACUAUAUAAAUAAAUAAUUUAAAUAGAAAUAUUAAUUCAUAACUGCAAUUGUUUCAACUAACGUAUGUUUAAUUAACGUAAUUACUACUAAUUAAUAAGAAAGUCAUUUAUAAUUAAGUUGCAUUUUUUUUUUUAACACACAAAUAAAUAUUUUGCUUGAAAUUUGCAAUAAAAAAUAAUAAUUUGAUAAUUUUCAACUUCUUUGUUAAUUUUAUUUUUUUUUUUUUUGUUUUCUUGGUUUGCAUUUGAUAAUUUAAUUUGUUGUUAAUUUUAACUAAAAAACUGUUAAAUUUUCUUGAUAAAAAUGUAUUUUUAUAUUAUAAAUAUUUUCCUAAAUACUUUUUCUCAACUACCACCAUUACCCACAAACGUUUUUCUCUUCCACGAAUUUGCGUUUAAAAAUAGUUAUUUCAGUUUCCGUUAAAAAACAUUCAGAAACAUUUUCCAAAAAUGCAAUUUUCCAUUUUACAAAAAUUUUAGAUAUUUAAUUUAAUACUUGAAAAUAUUGUCUUUGCAAUUUUUCUUUCUAAUUAAUUCUUUACAAAAUAUUUUUUAAAAUUGUUUAUUAAUUUUUUUUUGUAAUUUAUUUUCUUAUAUUCAUUCUAAUUGAUUCUUCAUAAAAUAUUUUUAAAAUUUAUUUUUUAUUUAAUUUUUUUUCAAUUCUUCUUUUAAUAUUUUUUCUUAAAAAAAAUUAAAAAAAUAAUUUCCCUUAAAUGUCUUAAAUGAACAUAGUUGCCUUUACUUUGCUAUACACACACAGCCACACACCCACACAUAUACAUAUUGCUGCAUCUAGUUCUCUUAAUUUAACCAGCAAACGAAUCAAAAUAUUUUUCAUGAAAAUUAGCCUUUAAUUAUUAUAAUCCGUUAAGUGUCUAUUCUAAUUGCUUAACUCAAAAUAAAAAUAAAAACGCAAUCACAAUGCAUCAAAGCAGUUAACAAAAACCAAAAUAAUGAAAAUUUCUAAAGCGAAAAUUUAAAACUAAUAACUGUAAACUACUGCCGCUGAAUUUUAAACUUUUGUGUGUCUAAAAAUGCCGCGAAACAUAUUUCGUAAAGAAGCUGCGCAAAAAAACUAGCAAAAUCAAUCAAUUACGCAAAAGAAAGCGCGGAAAUCCUAUGAAAUAUAUAUAUGUUUAUAUUUAAAUUGCAAUAUUGAAAACAUACAUACUUAAAUACAUACAUAUCGGUACGCCAGUUUGAAAUUUUACAAACAAACAUACAUACAUAUUUAAAUUAAGCAAUAAUUUCUAUAAAACAAAAACAAUAAUAAAAUUAAUUUGUUAGCAACAUUUAAGUUUCUCAAACAAAAAAAAAAGCUUUUUACGCUGAAAAAAAUUUAUUAUUUUGCUGAAUUAAAAUAAUUUAAAAUUUUUAAAGUGAAAAAUUAUUUAGCGAAAACCAACAUUAUCCCAUAACAAACAAGCUACUCAACUGCGCGCUCGAAAAACAAUAGCAACAAAAACAACAAACACGCUUCUAAGCCUAACAUCUAUACUUUAAAACUGCAAACACUGUUAAAAAUAUUUGUGAGUUAUGCAUAAAUUAUUUGUGUUAAGCGCUAGUGUGAAGAUUAAUAUAAAACAUUAUAUACAUACAUAUAUACAUAUUAAUAGUAGCAAACAACUAAAAAAAAAAAUUAUAACGUAAGCAAAAAAUUAAAGCAUAGAAAAAUAACUGUAAAAGAAGCAAACAAAAAAUUAAAUGUAAACAGUUAGAAAAGUGUCCACUUCGAACGCAUAACAACCGCAAUUUACAUAUGUUUAUACACAUACAUACACAUAUAAUUACAUAAUUCACACGACAUGCUUGUAUAAUUACAUACAUACCGAUAUAUGUAUAUAUGUUACAUAAUUAUGUACAUUAUAAAUUGUGUAGCGAAAAUCGUCAGAAAAUCAGUCGCGCAAAGAUAAGAAUUUUCUUUUACCAUACACACACUCACAAACACACCCAAACGCAUACAAUACACACACACACGUAUGAGAUGGAAAAAAUACAAGCUGCUCUUCUUCUUACAACAAGAAAAAUAAAAUAUUAUUCAAUUGUGAAGCAUAUUUACUUACGAAAUCGUAAAAAAAAAUAUAUAUAUAUAUACAAGCAUAUAUAUCUAUAUAUAUGUAAAACUUUAUAUAUAUAUACUUGUAUGUAUAACUAGCAACUAAUUUAAAAAAUUUUCUUUACAAAUUUGUCUUUCCAAUUAUGAUUUUUAAGUUUAAUAUUAAUAAAUGAAUUCUCGAUUUAAUUUUCUUCCCAAAAUAUACAUACAUACAUCUGAUUACACAUUGAAUUAUGGGUAAACAUUUUUUUUUUGUUUUUGCUUUUCACUUAAGCGUUUUAGAGUUUGAUAGUUUGUAAUGCUAAAUGUACUGAAAGAAAUUGGUUUUUCAUUUGCAACAGAAUGAGUAUAACAAUAAAAGUAAUAAGAAUUAUAAUAACAACAACAACAACAACAACAAGAACAAAGAUUAUGAUAAACGUGAAAACAGUAAAGGCAUAAAGAAGAAUAAUUUCAUUAAUAAAAUGGAAAAACUGUAACAAAAAA
Messenger RNA from Bactrocera oleae (olive fruit fly), 8283 nucleotides. NCBI's taxonomy places the organism in Eukaryota, Metazoa, Arthropoda, Insecta, Diptera, Tephritidae. The record is from RefSeq and is a predicted model, not a curated record.